Messenger RNA from Oreochromis niloticus (Nile tilapia), 931 nucleotides. RefSeq names its product trypsin. The transcript is spliced from 5 exons. Gene Ontology annotation, molecular function: serine-type endopeptidase activity. The record is from RefSeq and is a predicted model, not a curated record. Lineage: Eukaryota; Metazoa; Chordata; Actinopteri; Cichliformes; Cichlidae. Bases 83 to 838 code for a protein of 251 amino acids. Gene Ontology annotation, biological process: proteolysis.
GAUUGUGCUGAUACAUGCCACCGUGGAAAUUAGCCGUAUAAAAGGGUCAUCUUGACACCCCUACAAAUACAAAUUAACUGCCAUGAUGCACGGUCUGCAAAACAUUCUGCUCGUCUAUGUUCUGAGAUGUCUCGGACAAAUUGUACAUGGUAGUGACAUCAUAAAUGGGAAAAAGGCCCCAGAGAACUCAAUGCAGUAUGUGGUCUCAGUGCAGAACAUUGAUGGCCAUAUGUGUGGAGGUUUUCUUGUCACUGAAGACUUUGUGGUAACUGCUGCACACUGUGACGUCGAAAACCCCACACAUGUUGUCCUUGGCAGCCACAAUAUCAAGAAGGGUUAUCAAAUAAAUAUUGAAAAAAAAUUUAAGCACCCCUCUUACUCCAACAUUUGGUUGGGUAAUGACAUCAUGCUCCUUAAACUGUCUAGGAAAGCUCAGCUAGGAUGCAAAGUACAAAUAAUUCAACUUCCAUGUGCUGAAAUGAACCUAAAAGCAGGUGAAGUGUGCCAGGUGGCUGGUUGGGGAAAAAAUAGAACUGGUGGUGAAAAUGUCGAUGACCUGAGAGUGGUGAGCGUGUCCGUCAUUAACCAAUAUGUAUGUAGGGAACAAUGGCCCGGUCUUUCUGCCAAUGUUAUCUGUGCAGGUGGAUACGGCACAAACAAAGGAUUCUGUCAGGGUGAUUCUGGUGCUCCUCUGGUGUGCAACGGGUUAGUUGUUGGUCUUGCUUCUUUCAACAAAAAUUACAACUGUGCUUAUCCAGAUGUACCCAAUAUCUACACAGACAUCUCCAAAUACCUUAAGUGGAUCAAUGGAAUUCUGCUAACCGCAACAUCUUCCUAAAAAUGUGUUUUUGUGUUGCUACUGUAGAAGCAAAAGAUAAACGAAUUAAAAACAUGGCUGUCUGUUAUUACCAGUGUGACAAAAUAUAGCAAU